GUUGGUGCUGUCAAAAACCGCAAAACAAAAUAGCUUGCAUUUUGUGUACGAGGACAGUCCGGAAACAAUUAGAAUCAAUUUAAGGGGAAAAUUACUAACAUUUCAGCUUCAAAAUGUCGCUCUCGGCGAAUAUAAGUGUCGAGGCACCGAUAGAAAAUCAAAUACAGGAGAUAGCCUACGAUGGUACAGAGAUUUACCAGCUUCCGCCGACCCUCUCGGAACAUCUGGCAAAGUGUGCCACCAAGAUCGACUUCAGCAAAACCUCCAGCGAUAUCGAUCUGCUGCAGCAAUCAAUCAAAAAGGAGGAUGAAAAGAAGGAGGAAGAAUCGAAAGACCCGAAGGAACAGUUCCAGUCGAGCCUGUGGCCCUGGGACUCGGUACGCAACAAGCUGAAGGAAGCGCUGACGGAAGUGUGCGUACUGUCGGACGUACUAAACAUUGCCAAGGAAAAGCGCUACAUGGUGCUGGAUCCGAUUCCGCAAGAACCGCCGGAAGUGAAGCAGAUGGUACUGGUGUACGCACGCAAGAAAGCGCUGGCCAGUGCGGCCAACAUACUGCAAAGUGGGGUGGAGCGGCUGAAAGCGGUCCAGAGCGACCAGGGUGUAAGCCGCUCCAACUCGACCGAUUUUCACAUCGAGCUGCUGCGGUUGCGGCGCAACUGGAGGCUGAAGAAGGUUUCCAACACUAUCAUCGGAGAUUUGAGCUACCGGACGGCUGGCUCGAAGUUUAUGCACCCGGGCAUGUUCGAGGUGACGAAGGCGGAGGAUGAAGAGUCCGGUUCGCCGCCGGCCAGCCCGUCCGGGUCGGGGGCCGCCGGGACGGUCGCCUGCCCGAAGAUCAACUCGGCGCUGCGCGUGAACGUGCCGACCGAGCUGCAGGGUGUGGCGUUCAUCAAGGUCAUCACGCAGAAGGACCAGGAAGAUCUCUGCACCGCCACGGUCAACAUGAUGGGCUCGACGCAGCUGGUACCGCAGGCCGGCGCCUGGCAGCAGACGCUCGAGUACGCCCAGAACGUGCUGUUCUGCAAGGAGCUGUUCAACCAGCUGGCCCGGGAAGCGGUCCAGCUGCAGGCACCGAUCCCGCACGUCGUCGUGGGCAACCAGAUCCGGGCGACGCUGCUCCCGGGCAUCCAGCUCAUCAUCAGCCUGUGCCACUCGACGUCCUCCGAUUCGAACAACAGCUCGGAACCGAUCAAAGAUCACGACCACGUGCUGGAGCACAGUUUGCACCAGCUGCUGCGCGAGUUUCACCACAAAAACACGCACCACCCGUUCCCGCACCCGGCCAGCGGGCCGCUGGGCCCGAGCAAGAAGCGUAUGCUGGCCGGGCCCUCGGCGUACGAUCGGCACGAGCUGCUCGAGAUGACGAAAUCGCAAACGCUGCUCGAGCAGAUCAUUGCCCAGGCGCAGCACAUUUUCACGCGCCGCCGCACGCAGUACGUGCUCGAUACGGUGGCGCGGGACGUGAAGGACCCGAUGAUUACCUCGCACUGGAACGCGAUGAACAGUCCGACGAUGUCGUGCGUCAAGAUUAACAUCACCUCGCACGGGUACGAUGCGAACCUGCGCACCUCGCUCGUAAUCCACGUGAAGGAGCGCUCGCUGAAGUGUAUCUGUCGCGACGGGCGCAUCAUGCACAUGUCGUACGAGCCGCAGGAGCUGCGCGAUCUGAUCCUCUGCCAGAUUAGCCAGCACCAGAUCGUGUGUUUGCAGAAUCUGGCCAAAUGCAUGGCGUGGCAGAUACUGUCCAGCAGCAGCCAUCUGGGCAUUGGGUCGGUGGAACCGCUCGGCAAUGCGAGCUCGUGCGUGCUGGCGUCGCCGAACAGUGAUCGGCUGAUUGCGGUACAGGUGCGGUGCGAUUCGCAGAUCGACGUGAAGGUGUUUAUUGCCCAGAGCCCGGCGAAGGACUUUUUCCCCGGUUCGUUGGUGCAGGGCCGCCACUGGGAGCAUUUGGGUGGACAUUUUAAGGAGGUCCGGUUUGAUAAGAUGGAGGGCAAGAAUUUCCACAAUAAAAUGGAGUUCCUGAUGGCAAGUCUCACCAGCCAGUCGUAGGGAUCCGCAUCGGAACGUGUCAACAACGGUAUCAUCAAUCACUUCAUUCAUUAACACAUUCUUCCAUCACUAUCGUAUUCGAGCUCUACUGAACGCGUAAAUUUGUCAUUUCGAUUCAAUUUAAACAUAAAAAACAACUUAAAUAAUAAAAAAAACAGUAAUUUAAGAACAUA
Anopheles gambiae (African malaria mosquito) is the source of this 2224-nucleotide messenger RNA. It is a transcript of the gene MED17, whose product is annotated as mediator of RNA polymerase II transcription subunit 17. Gene Ontology annotation, molecular function: transcription coregulator activity. Gene Ontology annotation, biological process: regulation of transcription by RNA polymerase II. NCBI's taxonomy places the organism in Eukaryota, Metazoa, Arthropoda, Insecta, Diptera, Culicidae. Gene Ontology annotation, cellular component: core mediator complex; mediator complex. The record is from RefSeq and is a predicted model, not a curated record. The transcript is spliced from 3 exons. The coding region runs from base 114 to 2051 and encodes 645 amino acids.